AAAACUUUUUCCCUCACCCUAUUUCCUUUUGUUUUUCACAUCAUAAAGGUCUAGGAAUGCGAGUCGGCAAAAGAAUGGAUUAAGGUGUAAGACAUCAAUUAGCCUGAUAUUCUACAUCGAAGAACCUAAUGGAUUUAUAAGUACGAGGAGGAAGCGAAUGCGCUCUUUUGGGACAGCUUUCAAUAGAACAUGGAGCUCUGCCCUUCUGGCUGUACUAACGAGGAAAGGCACUUCACUGCCUUAAUCCCUUAAACGGAACAGUUAAUCGUAUAGCAGGAGGAAUUACAGCUUUCUUUCUGUCUGCUAGUCAGGAAUGGAAUCUGACGCUACGAAUACGAAGGGGGGAUUUAUCGAAUAAUUAUUAGACAAAUAGGGCACUAGAACGCUAUUCUUCCUCCUUCCCCGCUUAGGCUUUAGAGGCUUAGGACAUUAGCUGUAAGACUUCCAACCAUUAGCAAGGUAGCAAAAGAAGUAGCAGCAGUGGAAGUCAAAGUAGUUAUAGCAGAAUCAUUGGCACGCUAGGCCCCUUCUCUAAGAGAAAAUAGGGCGGGCUGUCUACUUGAAAGGACAUCUGAGAUGGCAUCAAGCCGAGCACAAAAGAGAUCUGGGCAGCUAGUAAGGAGGACUGUGAAGCCUUCUAGCAUAGGUGAUGCCUCCCCGGGAAGGCAUUUUCAACCCGGCUCUCUUCCUGUCAGUUAGUGGUACUGGCUUUGACGCCACAAGUCUGUAUAGUUUGUGCAUUUUGCCCAGCUCUGUGCUGUAAAUAAUAUAGCUGAUGGCGCGGACUCAGAUUAUGUAGACGAGAUCACAGAAUCGAAGGA
Molecule: messenger RNA, 821 nt
Organism: Rubroshorea leprosula
Lineage: Eukaryota; Viridiplantae; Streptophyta; Magnoliopsida; Malvales; Dipterocarpaceae
Source: the annotation of a GenBank genome assembly